Sparassis crispa is the source of this 1110-nucleotide messenger RNA. RefSeq lists its product as hypothetical. Lineage: Eukaryota; Fungi; Basidiomycota; Agaricomycetes; Polyporales; Sparassidaceae. The coding region runs from base 1 to 1110 and encodes 369 amino acids. The record is from RefSeq and is a predicted model, not a curated record. The transcript has 5 exons.
AUGUCCCCAGUCGCUCUUUCUACCCUACUCACCGUCGCCGCCGCCGCGUCAGGGGCCGUCGCCCAGUAUACCUCCUUCACUUCCAUCCCACUCGUCAACAAGCAGUAUGCUUACCCCACCGGGAUUCCCUACCAAGUCGAGCCGACUGGCGAUAUUCGUGGCAACCAGGUCGGAUACAAUGUCUGUAACUCCACCACGCAAAACCAGGAGUCCAUGUGUCAGACCUUAAUGGUUAACUCCAUCGACAACUUCUGUCUCUGGUCGUCUCCGAAACCCGGCGAGACCAUCGCCGACACGGAAGCUGAGGAAGUCGCCUGGUGCACGAACAAGGGAUACGGUACCCGCAUGGUUCCCGAGGGCACUCUCCACGGUGUCUCUGUCUUCAACACCCCGGAUUACACCAUGUUCAUCGCGUACCUCGACCAGAGCCAGAUCAACCUGCUCGCGAACGACUCUGGAGGAGAGCUUGAUCCACACGGUGCUGAUCUGCUGGGUAACCCCAUGGGUGCUCUGGUGUACUCCAACGCCUUCCCUCGUGGGAACACCAACAACGAUUCCUAUACCCAGGUCGUGGAAUGGGUCCAGUUCAUUGGUAACGGCGAGAUGUGUAUCAAGAUUUGCAACCCAACUACUGCUACGGCCGACAACGUCGGUCUGUGCAACAACAUCUACGACGAGAUUGGCAUCGACUACAACUGCCCGAACCCCGCGAAGAACGGCACAUUUGUCGUCUGCGAUGCCGACUCUAUGAAUCCCGUUGGCGUAUACACAUCAAACGGCCAGACGUUGACGUACACCCAGCCUGCCUCCGGCGUUGUUACCUCCAUGCCCUACACCCCCACCGUCCCUGCCACGUCCAACUGCAAGACCUACCAGUCCACCGACCUCUAUACCCAGCUCGUCGCCGCGACCCCGACCGGCUCCGGUUCCAGCACGGGCACUGCAUCUGGUCAUAGCGCGACUGGCACGGCCAGCGGCUCGAAGGCCUCUGGCACAGCCGGGGCGUCCUCGUCGGCCGGUGCGUCGUCAGCCAACGGCGCGAACGCACUCCACAUCUCUGCGGUUGCGUCUAUCGCCGGCGUGCUCUUCGCUGGCUACUUCCUCUCGUAA